AUCGCUCACCAUCAGACAGCGGGAGUCACCGGCGGAGAGCACACCGAGCCAGACGCUGCACGAGUUAGGAGACAAACGCUGCCUUCAGGAGCGUUACUUUCACAACGACAUGGGAGAUCGACUGGCUUUCCUGCUGCUCGCUGUUGUGGCCUCGGCCAUGGCUCUGGAGGUUCCUGCCGACGUUUCCAUGGGUCUGCUGGCCGAGCCCCAGGUGGCGAUGUUUUGCGGUAAACUCAACAUGCACAUCAAUGUGCAGAGCGGUAAGUGGGAGCCCGACCCCUCCGGCAGGAAGAGCUGCAUCGGUACCAAAGAGGGCAUCCUGGAAUACUGCCAGGAGGUGUAUCCAGAACUCCAGAUCACCAACGUGGUGGAAGCCAACCAGCCAGUCAGCAUCCAGAACUGGUGCAAGAAGGGACGCAACCAGUGCCGCAGCCAUGUGCACAUAGUGGUGCCCUAUCGCUGCCUGGUGGGAGAAUUUGUGAGCGACGCUCUGCUGGUUCCUGACAAGUGCAAAUUCCUCCACCAGGAGCGGAUGGAUAAAUGCGAGAGCCACCUGCACUGGCACACCGUAGCCAAGGAGAACUGUGGGGACCGCACCAUGAAUCUCCAUGACUAUGGGAUGCUGCUGCCCUGUGGGAUCGACCGCUUCAGAGGAGUGGAGUUUGUCUGCUGCCCCAGCGAGGCGGAGAGGGGCGCGGACAGCGUAGAGCAGGACGCCGACGAUUCUGACGUCUGGUGGGGCGGAGUGGAGACAGAUUACGCCGACAACAGCAUGGUGCGGGAGCCGGAGCCAGCAGAGCAGCAAGAGGAAACCAAACCAUCUGUGGUGGAGGAGGACGAGGACGAGCCGGAGGAGGAGGGUGACGACGAUGAAGAGGAGGAGGAGGAGGAGGAGGAUGAUCAGUUGGACAACGACCAGGACGGAGACGGAGAGGAGGACGAGGAGGCGGUGGACGAGGAGGACGACGACGACAUCAUCGACACGCUUGACGACAGCGACGAGCCCACCACUAACGUCGCCAUGACAACCACCACCACCACAACCACGGAGUCUGUGGAGGAAGUUGUCAAAGAUGUGUGCUGGGCCAAUGCUGAGACUGGCCCAUGCCGGGCCAUGCUGCCCCGCUGGUACUUUGACCGCCAGGAGGGCCGCUGUGUUCAGUUUAUCUACGGCGGCUGCGGAGGCAACAGGAAUAACUUUGAUUCAGAGGAGUACUGCCUGGCUGUCUGCAGCAGCGUCAUUCCCACGGCAAAGCCCAGCUCCCCCAACGCGGUGGACCGCUACCUAGAGACGCCCGCCGACGAGAACGAGCACGCCCACUUCCAGAAAGCAAAGGAGAGUCUGGAAGCGAAGCACCGCGAGAGGAUGUCCCAGGUGAUGAGGGAGUGGGAGGAGGCCGAGAGGGAAGCCAAGAAUCUUCCACGUGCCGACAAGAAAGCUGUGAUUCAUCGUUUCCAAGUGAAGGUGGAGGAUCUGGAGCAGGAGGCGGCCAGCGAGCGCCAGCAGCUGGUGGAGACCCACAUGGCCCGGGUGGAGGCUCUGCUCAACGACCGGCGCCGCCUGGCAUUGGAGAGCUACCUGACAGCUCUGCAGCAGGACCCGCCCAGGCCCCGUCACGUCUUCAGCCUGCUGAAGAAGUACGUCCGCGCCGAGCAGAAGGACAGGCAGCACACCCUCAAACACUUUGAACACGUCCGCAUAGUGGACCCCAAAAAGGCUGCUCAGAUCAGACCUCAGGUUCUUACUCAUCUGCGUGUUAUUGAGGAACGUAUGAACCAGUCUCUGGGCCUUCUCUACAAAGUCCCUGGCGUUGCCGACGACAUCCAAGACCAAGUUGAGCUCCUGCAGAGGGAGCAGGCCGAUAUGGCCCAGCAGCUGGCCUACCUGCAGACCGACACCAGGGUGAGCUACGGGAACGACGCUCUGAUGCCCGACCAGGAAUUCGGAGACGGACAGACCGACCCGGUGCCCAAGGAGGACGCCCUGGGAGGAGUCGGCUUCAUCCACCCCGAGAGCUUCAACCAGCAGAACACAGAGAACAAGGCGAUCAGAGUCGAGAUGGACGCCGUCCCCGAGAUGCGGAUGGAGACCGAGGACAGACAGAGCGCUGAAUAUGAAGUCCACCACCAGAAACUGGUCUUCUUCGCCGAGGACGUCGGCUCCAACAAGGGCGCCAUCAUCGGGCUCAUGGUGGGAGGCGUGGUCAUAGCAACGGUGAUCGUCAUCACCCUGGUGAUGCUGAGGAAGAAGCAGUACACUUCCAUCCACCACGGAGUCAUUGAGGUGGAUGCUGCCGUCACCCCCGAGGAGCGCCACCUGUCCAAGAUGCAGCAGAACGGCUACGAAAACCCCACCUACAAGUUCUUUGAGCAGAUGCAGAACUGAGGCCACAAAAAAAAACACACACACACACACACACACGCUCAUAAACACACCAUCACCUCCCACCGCCUCUCCUCCUGUUUCAAACCCACUUCCUUCACUUUAUUGCAGCAAGACGCCUUUUUCUCUUUCUUUUUUUUUGUUUAAUUAAAUUAAAUUGUAGAAGUUGCUGCGUCUUGGCUGUAAACGGGGGGGAAUAAAAAAAAAAGAAGAAAAAAAGCACACUUUCUCCGUUUAGUUUCGGGGCGGCACAUCUCUAAAAACAGAACGGUUUCCUUUCUCCUCCCUCCAUCCUCCCCUCCCUCCACGCAACAGCUGGGCUGUGUGAAGCCGCUCCGAAGGGACAACAUGGCGACCACGUUGACGACGGCUGUAGUAAAUGUUGGAGCUGUUUUUACUUUGUCGUUUCCACUUUUCUUUUUCUGAAAAAAAGAUUGAAAACGGUAAAAAAAAAAAAAAACUGAUAUAAAGUCAUUUUUUUUAAAAAUUGCGUGUAAUGUUGCUGAAGUAAUAAUGCUGAAGUCUUAGCUGUUUAUGUAGUGUGCAUGACAACAGGAUUUGGAGUAAGGAAAAAAAAAAAAAAACGAAACAAAA
This is a messenger RNA of Poeciliopsis prolifica (blackstripe livebearer), 2977 nucleotides long. It is a transcript of the gene appa, whose product is annotated as amyloid beta (A4) precursor protein a. Gene Ontology annotation, molecular function: transition metal ion binding; serine-type endopeptidase inhibitor activity; signaling receptor activator activity. The record is from RefSeq and is a predicted model, not a curated record. The coding region runs from base 110 to 2386 and encodes 758 amino acids. Gene Ontology annotation, cellular component: cell surface; early endosome; membrane raft. The transcript is spliced from 16 exons. Gene Ontology annotation, biological process: central nervous system development; axonogenesis. NCBI's taxonomy places the organism in Eukaryota, Metazoa, Chordata, Actinopteri, Cyprinodontiformes, Poeciliidae.